AUGGAGAGAUCGGUGAAGAAACUUAAGCUUAUAACAUCUGUUGAGACCUUGAAGCAGGCUAUAGUUCUCCACAAAAGCAAUCUUGAUCGCACAAUCAUCCAUCAAAGAGAUGAAAGAUUAGCAGAAACGAGUGAUAACGAAGAGUUUCGCACGCGAACAACACUUGAGGAUUCUGAUGACCAAGAACUUCAUCUUGAAGAGCUUUUGUCGGAAUUUGAAGAGAACUGUGCAGCUAGAGGGGGAGAUUCUAUUGUUUUUUACACGACAAGUAUCGGAGGAGUAAGAAAGACAUUCGAAGAUUGUAGAAAAGUAAGAUUCUUGUUAGAGAAUCAUAAGGUUUCUUUCCGAGAAAGAGAUAUUUCGAUGAAUUGCGAGUUUAAAGAAGAGUUAUGGAAGUUGCUUGGUAAGAAAGUUACACCUCCUAGGCUCUUUAUAAAGUGUAGGUACAUUGGUGGAGCAGAAGAAGUGGUGGCUUUGAACGAGAACGGGAAGCUCAAGAAGCUCCUAGAAGGGAUUUCAUCGGCGGUUAGGUCACGGCGGUGUGAUCGUUGUGAGAACGAACGGUUUUUGAUGUGUUGGAAUUGUAAUGGGAGGUCUAGAGUGGUUGCGGAAGAUGGAAUGUGGAAGAGAUGCAAAGAGUGUAAUGAGAAUGGUCUUGUGAAAUGUGCUCUUUGUACUUAA
This is a messenger RNA of Arabis nemorensis, 681 nucleotides long. Lineage: Eukaryota; Viridiplantae; Streptophyta; Magnoliopsida; Brassicales; Brassicaceae. The record is from the annotation of a GenBank genome assembly.